Molecule: messenger RNA, 786 nt
Organism: Penicillium oxalicum
Lineage: Eukaryota; Fungi; Ascomycota; Eurotiomycetes; Eurotiales; Aspergillaceae
Product: HAD family hydrolase
Exons: 2
Coding region: 1-786 (261 amino acids)
Source: RefSeq, a predicted model, not a curated record
AUGGCCACGACGAAGCGCCCAGUUGGCCUUCUCUUCGACAUUGGGGGUGUUUGCGUUGUUUCGCCCUUCCAAGCGAUUCUCGACUAUGAGAUUGCCAACAAUAUUCCACCGGGCUGGGUGAACUUCAGUAUCUCCCGGACCUCUCCCAACGGUAGCUGGCACAAGCUGGAGCGUGGUCAGAUCCCCAUGGAUGCCGAGUUCUUCGCCGGGUUCAAUGCCGACCUUCAAAAUGCAGAGCUGUGGAAUCAAUUCCAUCAGCAAUUGGCAAAGAAGAAGGGUCAGACUCCUGGACCCGUCCCUCCGCUGCCAAAAGUGGAUGCGGAGUGGCUAUUCUGGGAGAUGAUGAGGAUAUCCCGCACCCCAGAUCCACACAUGUUCCCUGCCCUCCAGAAGCUGAAAGCCUCGGGCCAAUACUUGAUGGGGGCUCUCUCCAACACCGUCAAGUUUCCCGAUGGCCAUGACUUCAACAAGGAUGUCUCAGGAGUGCGAUCCCAGUUUGAUUUCUUCAUCUCAUCCGCGCAUACGGGACUCCGAAAGCCAGAUCCGAAAAUCUACCAAGUGGCCAUCCAGGAAAUGCAGGCGUUGGCGAAACAACGGGGACUCCCUGAAAUCCACGCCUCGGAUAUUGUUUUCUUCGAUGAUAUUGGCGAGAACUUGAAGGGCGCCAAGAAAGCCGGUAUGCACACCGUCAAGGUGACGCUGGGUCGGAUCGAGGAUGCCGUGAAGGAGCUCGAGAAACUGACGGGCCUACCAUUGCUCGAGGCUGACCAAAAAGCCCGUCUGUGA